Acanthocheilonema viteae is the source of this 1248-nucleotide messenger RNA. NCBI's taxonomy places the organism in Eukaryota, Metazoa, Nematoda, Chromadorea, Rhabditida, Onchocercidae. The record is from the annotation of a GenBank genome assembly.
AUGAUGCUCAUUUGGAUAUCACCAUUUGGCAUGUCAUUACUCUUUUCAAUUAUCAUAUCAGCAACAACUGCCGCUACAGUAGGGACACCUUUACAUCCAAUUGUAUUGGUACCCGGUUAUGGUGGAUCACAGUUAAAAGCAAAACUUAUUGGAAAACCUGAAACUGUACAUUAUUGGUGUGCUCGACAAACGGAUAAUUUCUUCGAUUUAUGGUUAAAUUUGGAAUUGUUAUUGCCAACAAUAAUCGAUUGUUGGGUGGAUAAUAUGAAGUUAGUAUAUAACAGAACAACGAACAAGACAUCAAGUAUGCCGGGUGUCCUGAUUGAUGUUCCCGGAUUCCGGAAUACAAGUACCGUGGAAUGGUUGGAUACGUCAAAAGCAUCGGAAGGACGUUAUUUCACGGAUAUCGUUGAAGCUCUCCUACCAUUUGGCUAUCGUCGAGGUAAAAAUAUCGUGGGUGCACCUUACGAUUGGAGACAAGCACCAAAUGAAUUCGAAGACUAUUAUUCAAAUUUGACAAAAUUGAUUGAAGAAACUUAUCGUUCCUGCGGUCACAAGAAAGUGAUCAUUAUUGCACAUAGCAUGGGCAAUCCGUUAAUGCUCUAUUUUUAUAACCGAAUCGUCACACAGGAAUGGAAGGACAAAUUUAUUCAAUCGCAUAUUUCGAUAGCUGGCGCCUGGGGCGGUGCACUUCAAAUUAUCCGUCUUCUUGCUUCAGGCUAUAAUAUGAACCACUAUAGAAUUUUGUUACCGCCAAGUUCAUUGCGUGAAAUGCAACGGUCAUUCACCAGUUCGACGUUUCUUUUUCCCAGUUAUAAUGUUUGGAGUGAAGAUGAAAUAUUGGCAACAGUUGACAACAAAAAUUACACGCUAAAAAACGUGGAAGAAUUUUUCAAAGAUAUUAACUAUGAAGUUGGCUGGUAUCAGUAUCAGAAUACAGCUCAUUUACUCGGCAAUUUUCGGGCACCGAACGUUGAGGUACAUUGUAUUUAUGGGUAUGGCAUUGACACACCAGAAUCUUUUGAAUGGUCUAAAAAGCGAUUUCCGGAUUAUCAACCAGAUACCAUUUAUGGUGAUGGUGAUGGUACUGUUAAUCGACGUUCUCUUGAAGCAUGCAAAAAAUGGAUUGGUAAAAAUAGUAGCAGAAAGAUAUCCCUCUAUGCGAUCAAGGAUGGCGAGCAUAUGGAUAUUUUGGCACAGAAAAAAGUGAUCGAACUGAUUAAAAAUAUUGCAUUUAUGAAUAACUAA